ACAACCGGAAGCACUCGGUUGACCCACGGUUGCAUUGUGGGUAGGCGGAAAAAGGGCUCAAAAAGGUACGCGAAAGCGACAAGUGCACGUUGCGGAGUAGCUCAAGAAGAAAUAAAUUAACAGAAAACUGCUUUCAGCAACGGGGUGAGGAAGAGUAUUGAAACAUGUCAAUCGGGGUACCAAUCAAAGUCCUGCAUGAAGCAGAGGGACACAUUGUGACCUGUGAGACCAACACUGGAGAGGUGUACAGGGGCAAGCUGAUCGAAGCAGAGGAUAACAUGAACUGCCAGAUGUCCAAUAUCACAGUGACCUAUCGUGAUGGCCGGGUUGCACAGUUGGAGCAAGUCUACAUUCGUGGCAGCAAGAUUCGCUUCCUGAUAUUACCGGACAUGUUAAAAAAUGCCCCUAUGUUAAAGAGUAUGAAGAACAAGAACCAGGGAUCUGGUGCAGGACGGGGCAAGGCAGCCAUUCUUAAAGCCCAAGUGGCAGCAAGAGGUCGAGGACGUGGUGGAAUUGGAAGAGGCAACAUCUUCCAGAAGAGGCGAUAAUUUUCUGUUCUUGUUUUAUAAUUGUCAUCUUUGGAUUAAAGUAACUUGAGUAUUCUUUGCAGUUUUGUGCUUUGCUUUUCAUUUUGUUCUUUGGAUUUUUUUUUUUUUUAAACUAAAAUAAACAGUUUCAUGUUUAUAUUUUUUCUCUGCUUGUUAUUCAGUUACCAUUUCACAUGGCUUGACUGCAUAAUUUUAAAUGGAUGAAAAGAAAUAAGUGGACUGGUGUAGUACUGAUUUAAAGCCAUUAAAUGUAGGUAAGUAUUCAAUAGUACAUCGUGGUUUGUCUGUUUGUUCUUUUGCCAUUUAAACUUUCAAAACGGAUACAACUGUGGCUGUUUUGGGGAUCAGUCAAUGUUGACAUUGAUGUGUAUCUUUCAUUUGUUUUAGAAAAU
This is a messenger RNA of Menidia menidia (Atlantic silverside), 940 nucleotides long. The record is from the annotation of a GenBank genome assembly. Lineage: Eukaryota; Metazoa; Chordata; Actinopteri; Atheriniformes; Atherinopsidae.